UAAUAAGCAGAAAGUCAAUCUCGGGCAUGUCUGUCCCUUUCCAAGCUUUCCUUGCUUUUUUUUAUUCAAUCCCCAAAUUUGAAUUAGGUCAAUAUUUUCCCUUCAAGGCGUUGGCUGCCGGUGUUCUCCCCUCUUAUCUUCACCGUAGACAAAUCCAAGGAGUAGGUCUGUGCUAAAUGAGUGAAAACCAGGACAUCCCUUGCCCAAUUGGGGUUGUUUCGGACGCUGAGAGUGAUCCCCCUGAAAAUGAACCGGAUGAUAGCCAGAUGCAUUUGUCAACUAGAAGCAAGAAAAGAAGCCGGGAAAUCGAAGUCGAAGCUAAAGGAAAAGCCCCCAAGAAAUGGACAUCGGGAAAAGAAGCUUCAACUUCCCAGCAACAGUCAAAACCGAAAAGUGAAAAGAACUGUGGGAAAGCUGUGCAAAACAGAUUGAAAAAUAUCAACCAUCAAAUUGACAGACGAAGAAAGGCGUACAAAAUGAGUGAUUUGGAAUUUCUGACAUGGGUAAACCCGAAAUCCUUUCCUGUACCAUCAAAAAUUCCUGCCUCCUUCAAGCAAAUCAAAAAGGGGUGGCCAAUGCGUCCUGAUCUCCAAAGCAUUCUCCAAAAGAUCCAGGACAUCAAGGCCAAAUUCAAAGAUCAUUUUAAAGAUCAUCUUUUAACAGAAGUUACAGUGACUGAGGAAUUGGAUACAGUAGAAGCUAAGUUAAAUGAAUUAGGUCAAAAACGAUCAGAGGAACAAACAAGGGACCCUGAUGCAGUCUUCUCUAACAAUAAGGACACCAACAUGGGGACUGGGACUCUAAUAAAAGAGUUUUGUUCAGCAUAUCCAUGGCUUUUUUCUCUUGAUCAACAUCCAGAUCAAGAUCAUGGAAGUUUGUCAACUCUUGAAGGAAUACAGUCUCUAUUGAAGAGUUUUGAAAACCAACUUUAUGACGAAAACAACAAUAAAGUGUCUGUCGAAGAUUUCGAAGGAUUAGAAGAGGCAUUAAAGAAACCUAAAUCCUCGGGUCUUCUUCCUGACUACCUCAGACCUAUUGCGAACCAAAUCGAACAGGCUCGUGGGAAAGCUACUGGGAUUGCCCACACUUAUGUUCAAGUUUUUGUCUGCGCUGCUAUCAAGGAGAUGCAAGAUUUUGCACCCGUGGAGAUGGAUAUGUUGAAAAUAUGGGCAGCGGCGCUCAAUUAUGCUAGGCAACAUGGUUUUCAAGUGACAUUUGCUGAUCAUUUACUGAGGAAGAAUUUUGAUGCCUACAUUCAUAAUAAAUUUGGUUUGGGUUGGUUCGGGUUAUGAAAUUUUCCAAUUAUUUUGGAUUGGAUCUUUCUCUGGAUUUAGUCAUUUUAUGCUCUGGUUGUUUCAAGUUUGCUUCAAUUUGGUUGUCCCAAACGUAGAAACUUUGUGGUUUUCGGUAUGAAAUUGUGUAGUUUGUUGUGUAAUUUGUAUCGUGUACGUGUGUGUAUGUUGGUGUUAUGUAAUCGUCUUAAUAAGACUUAUUUUAUGUUGGUGGUAUUUUUCAUGUUCCAUUUUUUACCGGUAUUUGGAAUUUGAAAUAUGUAAUUGGGUUCAUGUGUUUGUUUUGUUGAA
Gossypium raimondii (Peruvian cotton) is the source of this 1583-nucleotide messenger RNA. RefSeq lists its product as uncharacterized. Bases 177 to 1292 code for a protein of 371 amino acids. The transcript has 6 exons. Lineage: Eukaryota; Viridiplantae; Streptophyta; Magnoliopsida; Malvales; Malvaceae. The record is from RefSeq and is a predicted model, not a curated record.